Molecule: messenger RNA, 2511 nt
Organism: Maniola jurtina (meadow brown)
Lineage: Eukaryota; Metazoa; Arthropoda; Insecta; Lepidoptera; Nymphalidae
Gene: eIF3d1
Product: eukaryotic translation initiation factor 3 subunit D
Exons: 10
Coding region: 110-1750 (546 amino acids)
Biological process (GO): translational initiation
Cellular component (GO): cytoplasm; eukaryotic translation initiation factor 3 complex
Molecular function (GO): translation initiation factor activity
Source: RefSeq, a predicted model, not a curated record
CGUGGUCCGUGGUCUGUAAUUGAUGAAUGGAAACCAGAAAGUGUCGUGUGGCAUGAUAUUUUCAAAUUUAAUUUAAAAGUUUUAAUAUUGAAUUAACUAAACGAUUGUGAUGUCGGAACACGUACUCCCGGCCGAAGAGCCGGUGCGGUUCGUAGCUCCUAUUAUUCAGGACAAUCCGACAGGAUGGGGACCUUGCGAAAUGCCGGACCAAUUUAGGGAUAUGCCUUACCAGCCUUUCAGUAAAGGGGAUCGUUUGGGGAAGAUUAGUGAUUGGACUGUCGUACAGGAUAAGAAAUACCAAAACAAGUAUGCGUCUCAAUUCGGCGCUGGUUCGUCGUACGCGUACUUCCACGAUGAGGACGAGAGUACUUUCCAUCUGGUUGACACGACGCGAGUUCAGAAGCCGCCGUACCAACGCGGAAGGGCCCGAGGACAGCGUGGCCGCGGUGCCAGAGGUGCCCGUACUCCUGGCGGCAUGACUACAUUGAACAAGCAACGUGACCGUAAGCUUGGCAAGAGAUGGGGUCAAAGAGGUGCUCCAAUGAAGAUUCGUGAUGCUUCUGUUACUGUUCGACCAACUUGGGUCACCAUUGAAGAUAUGGAUUUCCCCCGUCUGGCUAAACUAUCAUUACCAGGAAUUAAAGAAGGAGAGGAUAUUGCGUGCUGUGGUACCUUGGAGUACUAUGAUAAGGGCUAUGACAGAGUGAAUGUGAAACAUGAGAAGCCACUUCAGCGCAUCGACCGCAUCUUCCAUACAGUAACAACCACAGAUGACCCUGUAAUCCGUCGCCUGAGUAAGACGACUGGCACUGUGUAUGCCACUGACGCCAUUCUGGCCACCAUCAUGUGCUGCACCCGCUCCAACUACUCUUGGGAUAUUGUUAUUGAGAAGAUUGGUGACAAGCUGUUUCUGGACAAGCGCGACAACACGGAGUUCGACUUGCUGACCGUGAACGAGACGUCCGUGGAGCCGCCCGCGGACGAUGGCAACUCCAUCAACUCGCCGCGCAACCUCGCUCUGGAAGCCACGUUCAUCAACCACAACUUCAGCCAACAGGUGCUGAGAACUGGCCCCAACGAGCCAAAGUACAAGUUCCCGGAGCCUAAUCCGUUUGUUUCUGAGGAGGAAGGAGAAGUGGCCUCGGUGGGCUACCGGUAUCGCAAGUGGAACCUCAACAAUGGAGUGGUGUUGGUGGCUCGAUGUGAGCACGACGCCGUGUUGCAGGGUCCGCAGAACGAGACCCAGUUCCUGACGAUCAAGGCGCUCAACGAGUGGGACUCCAAAGUCGCUAAUGGCGUGGAGUGGCGACAAAAGCUCGACACGCAGCGCGGCGCCGUGCUCGCCAACGAGCUGCGGAACAACUCCUGCAAGCUGGCCAAGUGGACUGUGCAGGCCUUACUAGCGGGUUCGGACCAGAUCAAGUUCGGCUACGUGUCCCGCACGCAAGUUCGCGACAACUCGCGUCACGUCAUCCUCGGCACCCAGCAGUUCAAGCCGCACGAGUUCGCCGCACAGAUCAACCUCUCCAUGGACAACGCGUGGGGCAUACUGCGCUGCAUCAUCGACAUUUGUAUGAAGCAGAAGGAUGGUAAAUAUCUAAUCAUGAAGGACCCCAACAAGCCCCUGAUCCGUCUGUACGACAUCCCGGACAACACGUUCGAGUCGGACGGCUCGGAGGAGAGCGGGGAUGAGCCGGUGGACACGCCCUUCGCGCCGCUCUACUCUUACGGGAACUCUAAAAGAGUUUAGAUUUGAAUACGGCCGAAUAGUGAAAGCCAUUUUAAAGGUUAAGAGGGUCUUACUUUAUCUUUUUGGCGUUCUCUCACUCAUAAAGGAGGUUUUACCAGUGUAGCCAGAAAAAAGGGUACGAAAUUUGUACUUUUUGCGUAAUGUAUCGUCGCAUAGUCAUACCUUUUUCAAAGAGCCUUAGGGCCGAUUUUUCAAUCGUCUAAUAACUUUUAUCAGAGGAAUAAAUUUGACGUUUUGACAGAUUUCCUAUACAAAAACUGUCAAAACCUCAAUAGGUUAUUUAGUGAUUGAAAAAUCGGGCCAUAAUGUCAUUUGUGACUUUUCUACGCCUUAAUAUUUAAGAUGCUCUUAACAAUUAUUUAAUUGGCUUUUCAGUAUUCGGCAGUAUACAGGUAUAGUUAUAGAGCCAGUGGCAAUAAUAUUUAAUGUAUGGUAUCACCGUUUAUUUCAUACUAAAUAAUUUAAAUGUGUUUCUAGCUCAACGGUUUAUGGAUAAAGAUAAAAAAAUGAAUUUGUGUUUAAUUAUUAUUUAAAUUUAAAAAGCGCAUUUUUUUUAAACAACACUGACAAAAAAUACACGUUUUCUUGCAUAAGCCCUAUCAUUACACAAAAAAAAGUCGAUGAUAUCAUAAUUAAGUGAUUUUGCCACCAGCUACUUAACUAAAGCUCUUUAUACCCAAGCCUAGUUAUCUCUAACCUAAGUAAUAGGAUGUAUUAUUUCAUAUUUUAUUAUUCAGUGAAAUAAAAAUCUUUUGGUCACA